Apus apus (common swift) is the source of this 3021-nucleotide messenger RNA. RefSeq names its product putative short-chain dehydrogenase/reductase family 42E member 2. The transcript is spliced from 13 exons. Bases 1223 to 2437 code for a protein of 404 amino acids. The record is from RefSeq and is a predicted model, not a curated record. Lineage: Eukaryota; Metazoa; Chordata; Aves; Apodiformes; Apodidae. Gene Ontology annotation, molecular function: 3-beta-hydroxy-Delta5-steroid dehydrogenase (NAD+) activity. Gene Ontology annotation, biological process: steroid biosynthetic process.
AAAUACCUCCAUCUAAAUAUGCUUGAAUUUGAGUCAACCUGAGGAAGUUCAUGCUGCUUCAAGGGAAGAUCAAGGCAGUAAGUUUGUGUUGUGCUGUGUCCUGUAGGAAUUCUGUUCAGUAAGUACUUCUCUGAGCUUUGUAAGUAUGUUCUCUACUGUUGCUGUGUAACUAGAUUUGUAACUAAAAAAUUGUAAGACUUUAGGCACCCCAAGUGUUAAUAAUACAACUGAGUCACAAGAAUUUUCAUGGAAUAAUUUUAAUGUAUCUCAGGUAGUUAGAUGUACAUAGGAUAUUUUUCAUUCACUUGAACUUCAGUUUCAACAGUUGAAAUGGACAGUGAUGGAUGCUUCAUAUCUUUGCUAAUGAAAAAUCAGAGUGAGCUUUACUGCCCAAAGGAUCUUGACUUAGUCCUAGCAUGAAGUUGUUCUUUUGCUGCAUUGGGCAUCGAAAAUACACCUUUUGUCUAAUAACAGGAAUAAGGAUCCACAUCUUCUUUUCCCUUCUGGCAUGGACUUACAGCAUGACAUGGUUUGCUGUGUGUACUUCGUUCAUCUUGGAAGCCAGAGAACAACCCCUGUGCCUACAGUUAAGCCUCUUUUUGAAUACACAGGUUGGGGAUGGAGAUAAAGUCAACAGGGAAGUGCCAAGUAUCACUGCCAAUCAAGAUUUCUGUUUCAUCUCUUUAUUACAUCUAGAUUUAAAUUCACAGAUAGAGAAAAUAUUUCCAUUAAUCCUGCUGCUAGGUAAGAUGUAUCCUACCAAAGUUUCACACAACUGUGAGAGAAGUUCACUUUUGAAGACUAGUGUUAAGAAUUUCUUUCCUGGUUCUCUUCAGUGAAGAACACUCCUCUCUACUUGAGGCGUUUCGUUGAUCGAGUACAAUUUAUCCACAUUGUCUAGAGUCUUACUGAUAAUUUUGCCAGGUAACAGUAAGGGAUACCAUCCUAUUUAGGUCUGAUGUGGAGAAAAUAUUAAUUGCUUUUCUGAAAAGGAAUGUAAAUUAGGUACAAAUUAAGCCUGGCCCUUUUUUGGCUCCUAGCCCAGCCACCAACUACAAAGGGGCAGGAAGGGCGGAAGGGUGUGAGCACACGUGUGCAUUCCUGUCUGCAAGCACCAGAUGCUCUUGUGUCACUAAUUGUCCAGCCAAGACAAGACUCACCAUCUCACUUGGACAGGAGGGACUGGGAGAAAACUGACAUCCAGGAUUCUACCAAGGCCACAAUGCAAGAAGAAUCUACAGAAGAGCUCCACAGCAGCCACCCAUGUGAGAGCAAACUAAAUGAGCAUGCUGGAGUACUGGUUAACAGGAGCAGAAAGGCAAUGGUGACAGGAGGUGGAGGCCACCUGGGAUACAAUCUGGGAUGUGCUCUUGUCAGGUCAGGAAUUGCUGUUGUUCUGUUUGAUGUACAGAAACCUAAAUGGGAAAUUCCAAAUGGAGCAGAUUUUUUCAAGGGUGAUGUGAGGGAUUAUGAUGCGUUAUUCAAAGCAUGUGAAGGGGUUGACUGUGUUUUUCAUGUGGCUGCGUGUGGAAUGUCAGGAUUAGAACAGCUUCAAAUGAAAGACCGGAUUGAAUCCAUAAAUGUCGGAGGCACAAAAAUCAUAAUUGAUGUCUGCAAGGAAAGAAAUAUCCCUAGACUGAUAUAUACCAGUACAGUGAAUGUGGUAUUUGGAGGAAAUCCUAUUGAAGAAGGAGAUGAAGAAAGUGUGCCAUAUUUUCCACUGGAAAAGCAAUUUAAUCAUUAUUCUAGAACAAAGGCAAUGGCAGACCAAAUGGUUCUUGCUGCUAAUGGAACUUUACUCAAAGGAGGGGACAAGCUCCACACAUGUGUGCUCCGUCCUCCGGGCAUCUACGGGCCAGAGGAGCCCCACCACCUGCCUCGAGCAGCUGGAAGUAUCCAACGGAGACUAUUUAGCUUCAAGUUUGGGAAUCACAAAGUUCAGAUGAACUGGGUUCACAUAGGAAAUCUAGUACAAGCUCACUUACUGGCUGCUGAGGCUCUCACCUCUGAGAAGGGUUAUGUAGCUAGUGGCCAGGCAUACUACAUCCAUGAUGGUGAAAAUGUCACCUUUUCUGAGUGGAUCACCCCUCUGUUUGAAAAAUUAGGCUACAGGAAACCCUGGAUACGUAUUCCUGUUCUCCUUGUUCAUAUAGCAGCCACUGUGAUGGAGUAUCUUCACCUGAGACUAAAGCCAGUUUUUAACUUUACACCUUUCUUGACAAGGAGUGAGGUGUGGAACAUGACUGUAACUCACACUUUCCGAAUAGACAAGGCACGAAACCAGCUUGGUUACAGGCCACAGAAAUUCUCACUUGCUGAUUCUGUGGAUCAUUAUCUUAAAACAAGACCUACUUGCCAAGAAGAUUACACGUUCCCUAAAAGAAUGCUGUUUGCUUUUGGCAUUAUGUUAAGUUUGAUCAUUCUUACUUUCUUCUAAAAUUGAAUACUACCCACCUGAUCCAGAAAGCCUAAUUUUGUUUCUGAGUAUUAAUGAUCUGGUCAUAGAACAUUCCUCGGUCACUAGGGACUUUGUUGUCCUUAUGAUGAAGAUGAGAUCUCUCUGAUUUCAUUUAAAACAAAAAACCCACAGAAGGAAAACACAGGAUACAUCAGGGAAUGUUCCCAAAGGACAAUGCAGUUUCACAGAAUCAAAGGAGUUCAUCACUAACAGUUGCAGGAAAAGUUUUAAAGGAUCUUUAUUAACUGAUUGCUUCAUACUGAGAAUGAUUUUCUAAAAAUGGUAAUUCAGGAGGGUAAGAAACUGGAAGAAGAGGAACCAUUGUAGGACUGCAUGGAGUGCUGUGACAAGUCCAGUAGCUCCAAUGAAGAAAAAGUUGACUAAACAAUUCCUCUGAUGAAACCACUGCUGCAGCUACUGUAUGUUAGUGUAAGCAGUUAUGAAGACCAGGGCAAUAGUACAAAAAAUGUGACAAGUAAGUAUUUAUAAAUAACUGGAAGUCUUAUUUAUGUAAAAUAGUUUCAUUGUUCAAAAGCUUUGUAAAAAUGUAAUAAGUAACAUUG